CCAUCCUCUGCUGCAGCCUCAUCACACCGCAGGCACAGACGGGAAUUACCUGCACACCACCUAGCACCCAGAUUUAGAGGCCGACACUCCCACUUGACUGACCCUGAGACCUUACACCUACACCAUCACUUCUUCACUUCCAACUUCUUGGACCAACUCUGUACACUUCACAUCCCUGGCGACCCGCAUUGACUUUUCUGUCAACCGCUACAGUUCCACGGCUACACCCUCGUGCUAUCACCACAUCCACGUUUCUCUGUGAUAUCCUGAAAGACCCCCCCCCCCCCACCAACAACUCUCAUCAUGUCCAACCCUGAAGUUCUCUGGGCACAGCGCUCCUCGAGCACCGACCCCGAGAAGAACUUCAUCUACCUGACCAUCACUGCCCCUGAUGUGCCCAAGAACAGUUUCAAGCUGGACCUCAAGGCCACCACUCUCAAGUUCGAGGGCCACUCCGACACCUUGAAGCGUGAUUUCCAUCUCGAGCUCGAGUUCUACGCCGAGAUCGACCCGGAGAACUCCAAGAUCAACCACACCUCGCGCAAUGUCGAGCUCAAGCUGCGCAAGAAGGAGUUGAAGGAGGAGUACUGGCCCCGCCUGCUCAAGGAGUCCAAGAAGCUCCAAUUCCUCAAGACCGACUUUGACAAGUGGAUUGAUGAGGACGAGCAGAAUGAGGCCCCCGAAGACGAUUUCAGCCAGUUCGGCGGCAUGGGAGGCAUGCCAGGUAUGGGUGGUGGUGACUUUGGUGGUAUCGACUUCUCCAAGUUGGGUGGUGGUGCCGCUCCCGGUGACGAUGAGGAGGAGGAGGAGGAGGAUGACGAGAGCGACGAUGACAUGCCCGCUCUCGAGGGUGAGGAGACCGCCAAGGAUGGCAAGAAGGUUGCCGCUUAAGUUUGUCCCUCACAUAAUACCCCCCUUUACAGUCACGAAACCCUCAGAUGAGGUAUGAACAAUUAUGUAAGGUCGCAAGACUUGAAUCAUUCAGGCGUACCUAGAGAUGAAUUU
Molecule: messenger RNA, 1005 nt
Organism: Truncatella angustata
Lineage: Eukaryota; Fungi; Ascomycota; Sordariomycetes; Amphisphaeriales; Sporocadaceae
Product: HSP20-like chaperone
Exons: 3
Coding region: 304-891 (195 amino acids)
Biological process (GO): protein folding; chaperone-mediated protein complex assembly
Cellular component (GO): nucleus; cytosol
Molecular function (GO): Hsp90 protein binding; protein-folding chaperone binding
Source: RefSeq, a predicted model, not a curated record